Trichoderma virens Gv29-8 is the source of this 1105-nucleotide messenger RNA. RefSeq names its product glycoside hydrolase family 16 protein. Gene Ontology annotation, biological process: carbohydrate metabolic process. The record is from RefSeq and is a predicted model, not a curated record. The transcript is spliced from 2 exons. Gene Ontology annotation, molecular function: hydrolase activity, hydrolyzing O-glycosyl compounds. NCBI's taxonomy places the organism in Eukaryota, Fungi, Ascomycota, Sordariomycetes, Hypocreales, Hypocreaceae. Bases 49 to 963 code for a protein of 304 amino acids.
CCACUACUUCCAAAUUCAACAGCUUUAUAUCCUAGAAUUUCUGAUAAAAUGCCUUGGAAAGAUCAGCUUAAUCGUUUUAAGCAAGAAUUGAAUCACUUAGUCGCCGAACCGAAAGCGGCAUCACAGCCACCACCUGUGCCGCCUCAUCCGCCAUCUGAGCCGCCGUUCCGUGGUGAGGUCUAUUGGAAACCGCAGUUUUAUCCCAAUGUUCCCGUCAAUCACGAGUGGGAGGCAAAGCUAGGCAAUGGACCAGAUGGAUGGGGGAAUCAAGAGCUGCAGUUUUAUACUGCUGAACAGCAAAACGCCUUUCACACUCCUGAAGGCAUGCUAGUCCUCCGAGCCCUUGCGAAUAAUUCUGCUCCUUCUCCGGAGCAACGUUAUACAUCAGCUCGCCUUGUCAGCAAACAGACUUUGGCCCGCGACAAAGGCGUUCUCACAGCCACCAUAUUAUCCCCUUGUGCUGAGGGUAUUUGGCCCGCCUUCUGGCUUCUGCCGCGAGAGCCUUUCUCUUGGCCUACUGACGGUGAGAUUGACAUUGCGGAAACGUGGAACGGGGAUCAUGAAAAUCGGACUUGCCUUCACUGGGGGUAUCACCAUGAACCACAUAAACACCGAGUUUUGGGCACUCGCAUUCCUGACAUGCACUGCCGCCCGGUAAGAUAUGACUUUGCUUGGGAGCAGCCAAAUGGCGUGCCCGGCCAGGGAAGAAUGAUCUGGUAUAUCGAUGGCAGACCAGUAAUGAAGGGCGAAGUUCCAGGCGGCACUCGACCCCUUCGAGACAUGACCAUUCUGUUGAACGUGGCCAUCGGGGGGAACGUGUGUGGCGGGAAAACACCCCGGGAUGGAUACUACGAUAUGGUUGUUUAUAAUCUCUCAAUGGUAAGUGAGCUGGAAUAUGGAGGAUGGGGCAGGUUUGAGCAAGAUUGGCAUCAUCCAUCCGUGCCAUCUGGAAAUACAUACUAGAGUCAGUCGAUACGAGUACCUCUGAACUCUGAACUCUGAACGUACAUAUGUUAUAAUACAUCUAACGUACGAUAUCGGGAGCUUCAAAUUCAUAACCAAGCCUUAAAUUUGCCCAUAUCGGGCUAUUGUUGUUGGUAUUGGU